Molecule: messenger RNA, 1785 nt
Organism: Dujonia railenensis
Lineage: Eukaryota; Fungi; Ascomycota; Pichiomycetes; Serinales; Debaryomycetaceae
Source: the annotation of a GenBank genome assembly
AUGAACGUCUGGAAGUCAGUCCUACUAAAUAGGAGUGGUCGACCUAUCCUAGAGGAGGGAGAGCAUAACCUCUACGUAAGGGAAGACAUAGGGCUCUAUCAGGGGAAACUGAAAGUCAUCAAUCGUCAGAAUGGCCGCGUAUAUAUAACGAAUCAGCGAAUCAUUUAUGUAGACAGCGAAACAUUAGAUAAUAGUUUGUGUGUAUUGAUUAAAGAAAUUGUUAAGUUGGAGUCUUCUGAGGGAUUCCUAAGAUCUUCUCCGAAGGUCAAGUUAUUUUUCAAGAAUAAAAAAGGUGGUGAAGUCGAUAACUCAGAGAGUUCUUCGAUCUCUGUUUCAACAUCAUCAAACAUUGCUAACGAAAGAUGGAUAUGUAUGAUCUGUACGUUUAGCAAUAUUGGAACUGCUAGCGUAUGUGCAUCCUGCGGGAUACGAAAGAUGGAAUUGAAGGCACUCCUGAGUCAACUGACUGGGCAGCUGGCACCCCCAGCUAAGGAUCAAAUUAUAGAAGACACUGCCACUGUCGCCCAGGAAGGGCCAAAGCUGCUGAUCAAUGCUUCUUCUUCUUCUUCUUUCAAGUUGAAUGCCUGCCCCGCUUGUACAUUUUUAAAUCAUUCAUCAAUGAAGUACUGCGAAAUAUGUGGAACUGAACUUCCUAAGUCAUCCAAUGUAACUUCAACAUCAUCGGUUUCCACCGCCAUGCAAGCAACCUACUCAGUGGCAUCGCCCUCUAAUGGUUCUUCCUCUUCACUUCCAAUUAACUUGCAAUUAGAAGACUCUAAAGAUAUGGAUACACCUUACAUUAAAUUUAGUUUCAGAAAAGGCGGAGAAGAAAAAUUUCGCCAAAUCUUAGAUGAACAACUUGAGCUACUUAAGUGGGAACAACUAGUAUUCAAAGGAAACAUUAACAAGAACGGGACAAAAUUGAACGAUGAUAUAUAUUUACAACAGGAAUCAAAUAAUAGUAAUAAUAAUAGUAGUAUUACUAAUAAUGGCAUUAAAAGCAAUGGGCUGAACCUGAAUUUUAAUAAAAGCAACAUUGGUAUUCAUGGGCUAGAACAGAUUGGAGAGCAACAGAGAAAGUUGAACGAGCUUGUUUUGACAUCAUCUUUGGAAGACUUAGAGCAGCUCAUGUACAAGGCCAAGGAUCUCAUAAAACUUUCUGCUUCAUUCUCCAACAUAGUCAAGCCUAUACCAGUCACUGAGCAACUUAUCCCUCCAUUGAAUAUCACCAAAACUUCAAAAUUGUUCCAUAGAGAGCUCUCGCGGAACAUCUCAGAAUACUUGCAUACCAUAACGUUGACAAAAACAUCGUCCAUGAUUACAUUACAGGAUUUAUUCGCGCAUUACAAUAGAUAUCUAUCGUCAACACAAGGUUUUGGAACAGAAUUAAUACUGGAUGUUGAUUUAAGCAAGGCAAUCGAGUUGUUCAACGAACUUAAAUUACCCUUCAAAAAGAAGAAAUACGAUAAAUCUGGAUUAGUGGUAAUUACUCCGAAUUUAACUAAUGACUAUUCCAAAUUGAUUAAAGAGUACAUCGAGAAAGAGAAACAGAAAUUCGAAGACCAAAGACGAUCAUUUGAAAACUUUAAGAUCGAGGGUAUUGACGAAUUCGUAGAAGGAAGUGACAUUGAGUAUUUCAAAGGUAAAUCCGUUUCCGAAAUUGCAGAGUCAUUUAGCUGGUCUUAUUCCAUUGCAGAGGAAGAAAUUGAAACAUGUGUGAGUAAUGGAACAUUGGUAAUUGACCAAAAUAUCACUGGAACUUAUUAUUUUCUCAAUGAAUUCUGA